AUGGACGGUGUUAAGUUAAAGCAGACAAAUACUAAAGCAUUUCCGUAUAAUACAACACAACCUGUAAAAUUCCUUGGAAAAUUCGAGGCGGUUGUGGAAACACGCAAGCGGUUAUCUGUGGCCAUGUUCUAUGUAGUAAAAGGCCAAAAUAGUGGAAAUCUUUUGCCUCCGGCUACAGCUCAAGACCUUGGACUUAUAACUUUACAUCUAAAUCAUGUCACAACGAAAGAUGACAACCUGGACGAAAUGCUUGGAAAACAUACUAAAGUAUUUCACGGACUGGGCAAAUUAAAAGGUGAGACAAUAAAAUUAGACAUAGAUAAAGACCAAAUACCAAAACCCAACCUCAACGUCGAAUUUCUUAUCACAUUCGUAAUAAGGUAGAAGACGCCUUAAAAGCACUUGAGAAGGAAGACGUAAUUGAAAGGGUGCCUGAGAAUGAGGCAACACCAUGGGUAUCACCCAUAGUCGUAGUUCCUAAGAAAGAUGGAGGAGUCAGAAUAUGCGUAGAUAUGCGGCAAGCGAAUGAAGCCAUACGCCGGGUACGACACCCCAUUCCUACCGUGAACAAUGUUAGUUUUGCACUCAACGGGGCACAAUAUUUCACUAAACUUGAUCUAUCUCAAGCUUACCAUCAACUAGUGCUAGAUCAAGAAGGCAGAUUUAUUACCACGUUCAGUAUUCAUGUAGGAUUAUAUCGUUACAAGCGUUUGAACUAUGGGACUAAAACGUCCGCUGAGAUCUUUCAACAUCUCCUUCAAACAAAGCUACAGGAACUAAAUGGAGUAAAAUAUAUCGCAGACGAUAUAAUCGUGUUCGGAAAACACGAGCUGAACAUGAUCAAAAUUUAG
Messenger RNA from Paramuricea clavata, 851 nucleotides. NCBI's taxonomy places the organism in Eukaryota, Metazoa, Cnidaria, Anthozoa, Malacalcyonacea, Plexauridae. The record is from the annotation of a GenBank genome assembly.